UGCAAAGUUGAGGUUUUGCGUUGCCCAAGGUCACCGUUGCGGUUGUCCUCAAGAGACUACUUCCUAAUGAAGUUAACAGAUGUGUGCAGUAAACUCUACAAACGAUCUACAACUGAUUUCCCUAACCUUGAAUAUUAUAAAUAUGAUUAUUACAAGAUACCUGUUCUUAAAAACAGGGUAGCUGAACAUGGUGAUAAGACAAGAAGAGCUGUUUGUGUAGACGAAAUGCUAUCAAUGUUAGCUUGCCUAAAGGGAAGUGAUUUUGAUCAACGUCCUUGUACAAAAGUGAUAGACACAUUUAAUAAGUGUGUUCAGGUUAUGGAGAAAGAUAGAAAUUUAAAGAAACAGAGGAGAAAGUCAGGUGGUGUGGUACCUACUCAUGACUCAAUGAGUCCAUUAUCAGCUCGACAAGUUACAAAACUUUUAAGACAUUUUCCAGAACCUGAAUAAACUCUUACCUGUGGUAUUUUGUAAAUACUUAGUCUCAAUUUCUAGGGUUGAAUGAUACUUUUUAUGAUUUUAACUGGUUUGCAUAGAAAAAAGAACUACAUUUUAAUGUGUUUUCGAAUAUAAAUCUGUUUUGUUUGGUCUUCGGUUGAAAUGUCUAUUGUAUUCAACUUUUUCAAUUGUUUACAUGGUUAAUAGGAAGCUAAUUAAUGGUGUAUACGAUGCUACUUUUAGCAUAUAAGAGGGGGGGGGAGUUCAU
Heterobilharzia americana is the source of this 706-nucleotide messenger RNA. Lineage: Eukaryota; Metazoa; Platyhelminthes; Trematoda; Strigeidida; Schistosomatidae. The record is from the annotation of a GenBank genome assembly.